AUGGCUUCAUUUGGACCCCCCUCUUCAGGGUCCUCACACUUGGCCACAAAAGUCGAGCUCACCAUUUCCUGUGAGAACCUGAUGGACAUGGACAUCUUCUCCAAAUCUGACCCUCUAUGUGCCUUAUACAUCAACACUACAGACUACAACUGGUAUGAGUUUGGUCGCACUGAAAUGAUUCUCAACUGCCUGAAUCCAAAGUUUGCCAAGAAGUUUGUCCUGGAUUAUUACUUUGAAACGGUGCAGCGGCUCAAGUUUUGCGUUUACGACAUCGACAACAACACACACGACCUCAGCGACGAUGACUUUCUGGGAGAACUGGAGCUCACACUGGGUCAAAUCGUGUCCAGUAAGCAGCUAACCAGACCGCUGCUUCUCCCAGACCGCAGGCCCGCGGGUCACGGCAGCAUCACAAUUUGUGCAGAGGAGAUCACAGACACGAGGAUCGCAAAUUUUGAAGUGUCGGCGCGACGUUUAGACAAAAAGUAUUUGUGGUGGUCGGAUCCGUUCCUGGAGUUUUUCAAGCAGACAGAGACGGGAUGGCAGCUGGCUCACAGGACAGAGGUGGUGAAAAACAAUGUAAAUCCAACAUGGCGCCCGUUCAGGAUCUCUCUGCGUGCGCUGUGUGGAGGAGACGCAGAGAAGACCAUCCGGGUGGAUUGUUUCGACCAUCACAUCAGCGGCUCUCACUCGCUCAUUGGGAGUUUCAAAACAACACUGGCUCAACUGCAGGAAGCCUCACAUUCCUCACCCGUUGAAUUUGAAUGCAUCAAUCCCAAAAAACAGAAUAAGAAGGACUAUAAAAACUCUGGAGUUAUUUGUGUGAAACGCUGUCAGGUGGAGAGAGAGUUCACAUUCCUUGAUUACAUAAUGGGCGGAUGUCAAUUAAACUUCACUAUCGCCAUAGACUUCACCGGCUCGAACGGAGACCCCAGGACGCCCCAGUCUCUGCACUACAUCAACCCUGAAGGAUACAACGAGUACCUGGCUGCGAUUUGGGCCGUGGGAAACGUCGUCCAGGACUACGACAGUACAAAGAUGUUCCCAGUGUUUGGAUUUGGAGCCCAGGUGCCUCCGUUAGGGCAGGUUUCUCAUGAGUUCCCAAUCAAUUUUGAUGCAGCGAAUCCCUUCUGUGCAGGCAUUGAGGGAGUGGUGACGGCCUACCAGCAGUGCCUACCGCAGCUCAAGCUCUGGGGGCCCACCAACUUCUCUCCAGUCAUAAACCACGUGGCCUGUUUCGCCCGGCAAGCGCUGCAGCAACACACAGCAUCACAAUACUUUGUGCUGCUGAUCAUCACAGACGGCGUGAUCACGGACAUGGACCAGACGCGCAGUGCCAUCGUCAACGCCUCCCGUCUGCCCAUGUCCAUCAUCAUCGUGGGAGUGGGCGGAGAAGACUUCAGCGCCAUGGAGUUUCUGGACAGCGACGACUCACUGCUGCGUGCGCCCAACAACGAGAUCGCAGCUCGAGACAUCGUUCAGUUUGUGCCGUUCAGACAGUUUCAGGGAAACCGCGUGGCUUUGGCUCAGAGCGUCUUGGCGGAGCUUCCAGAUCAAGUAACGUCUUUUUUCAACUCUUACAAACUCAAACCUCCGAACACGUCCAAUGCACCUGAGUUGUUAUAA
Molecule: messenger RNA, 1626 nt
Organism: Knipowitschia caucasica
Lineage: Eukaryota; Metazoa; Chordata; Actinopteri; Gobiiformes; Gobiidae
Source: the annotation of a GenBank genome assembly